AUGUCUCUUCCUUUAUCUGAACAGGAGAAACAUCAGACAUCUAUCGUGGAACACCCUGUUACUAACCAUCAGCAGAUAGAAUUCGACUUGGAUCUAGCAGAUGUCGCUGCUCAUGCGCCGUCGCUGCGCGGUCGUAAGCUAACGGCUGCGGUAGGAUUUGUAGCAGGCACCGGGUUCCUGCUCUUUGGUUAUGACCAAGGUGUCAUGUCGUCACUCCUUACGGGCAAUCAGUUUGAGGCUGCCUUCCCUGAAGUCGUAGUGGAGGCUAGCCACCCUAACCAUGCCACUCUUCAGAGCUUUACAAUUGCCAUAUACGAAGUAGGCUGUCUCUUUGGGUCACUGUCUAAUCUUUGGGUGGGAGAUAGGCUCGGUCGCCGAAGAACGAUUGCUUUAGGAGGCAGCAUAAUGAUCAUCGGUAGGGCAAUUCUGCAAACUACUGCGUUUUCUUUCGCACAUCUGAUUUUUGCUCGUAUCUUCACAGGCUACGGGAAUGGUCUGAUAACGUCGACAGUGCCAACAUAUCAUGCGGAGCUCUCCCCUUCCGCAAAGAGGGGUCGAAUGCACGUUAUUAAUACACAGUACAAUCAAAAGACUCACAGAAUUUUUCGCUGUACGUCUCGGUUUCAUCCCCAGGUUAAGCUUGAUCUAGUCAAUGACAACGAUCCGAUCAGAUUUUUCGUAAAUUGGUCGUCUGCUCAGUGGAGAGUUCCGAUAGCUCUGCAGUUGGUAUUUGAAAUUAUCAUGGUAACAUGCAUCGGAUUGCUUCCGGAGUCACCCAGGUGGUUGGUGAAGCGUGGUCGCAAUGCAGAAGCAAUGGCCGUCAUAUCCGCAAUGGAAGACAAACCUCCAUCUGAUCCAGAAGUUCGCCGCACUUACCACGGAAUUCGCGAAGCUGUUGCUGUUGAAACAUCUAGUCAAGGCUUACUACGAGAGCUCACUACGGGGGGUCGCAGCCAGAACUUGCGACGAACAGUUACUGCCAUGGUAUGUCAGAUGAUGCAGCAGCUGACUGGCAUCAACCUCGUUACCUUGUGGACUAUUUUAUUCCAGCGUCUUGGCCUCUCCGAUGUCAACGCACGGAUUACUGCUGCGGCUAACGGCACAGAAUAUGUUCUUGCGUCUCUCAUUACCUAUUAUGCGAUAGACUACGUUGGUCGGCGCCAACUCAUGCUGAUUGGAACCGUCGGUCAAUUUUUUGUGAUGCUGCUUUUGGCUAUCUUAGGAUAUAUCAACAAUUUACCAGCGCAGAUUGUGAGCGUGGUCCUGUUAUUCGGCUUCAACACGUUUUUUGCUAUUGGGUGGCUUGGAAUGGCCUGGUUAUAUUGCGCCGAGAUUGCUGGGCUCAAAACUCGUGCUGCGACCAAUGCACUAAGCACAGCAUCAAAUUGGACUUUCAACUUCGUUGUUGUGAUGGUCGUUGGCCCAUCUUUCAAUAAUAUCUCCUGGAGGACAUAUAUCGUCUUCGCAGCCUUGAACGUAGCCAUCAUUCCAGUCGUUUACUUUUUCUUCCCCGAAACCGGCGGUCGGUCUUUAGAAGACCUCGAUAUUGUGUUUGCGUUGGCGUACAAUACUGGUGAGGAUCCUGUCAAGGUUUCGCUUCGGAAAGACGUCCCGCUUGCUGGAUCGCCAGAGGCAGACGAGAUUCUUGGGGUUAGCCCAGGCGUUUAG
This is a messenger RNA of Suillus paluster, 1668 nucleotides long. RefSeq lists its product as uncharacterized. NCBI's taxonomy places the organism in Eukaryota, Fungi, Basidiomycota, Agaricomycetes, Boletales, Suillaceae. The record is from RefSeq and is a predicted model, not a curated record. The coding region runs from base 1 to 1668 and encodes 555 amino acids. The transcript has 13 exons. Gene Ontology annotation, cellular component: membrane. Gene Ontology annotation, molecular function: carbohydrate:proton symporter activity. Gene Ontology annotation, biological process: carbohydrate transport; transmembrane transport.